AUGACGACCAAGAAAGACGAUCCCAAAAGCAGCCCACGUCGCAAUCGGACGGACCUGCUUACGCCCGAGUUCACGCCUCACCCUCCCGUGCAGCCGCUCGGGUUGGACCUUCUGCACGGCCCGCCUCUCGCCGAGCACAUCGUGGUGAUCCUCGGUGUGGGCCCUGGAUUGGGGCUUGCCAUUGCUCAAGUAUUCGCAUCGCGCGGAUAUACGACGGCCAUCCUGUCGCGGUCGAAAGAUCGGCUCUCUAAAUGGGCUGAUGAGCUGCAUUCCACCGCGGCAGCGUUUCGCACCCAACACGGUAUCGAGGUCAAGUCGGGUGAGAGGCUCUCGGGUGCCUUUGCGUGCGAUGCGAUGGAUAACAGCGCCAUCACCUCUGCCAUUGACCAGGUGGCCCAAUUCUGGCCGGACAAAACCAUCGGUAGUGCAUGCUACAACGCCUCCGUCCGAAAACGCGGUCCCUUUCUGGAGCAGUCCCUGGAUCAGAUCCAGCAGGGUGUCCAGGGAUCCAUCCUAGCUGGGUUUACCUUCGCCCAAUCCGUCCUGCCCCACCUGACGCGCGUGGGGGGCAAUCUCCUCGUCACGGGCGCCACCUCCUCCACCCGCGGCAGGGAAGGCUUUGCCGGCUUCGCAGCGUCCAAAUCCGGCCUGAGGGCUAUGUGUCAGUCCAUAGCGCGUGAGUUCGGCCCCCAAAAUGUCCAUGUCACACAUGUCAUCGUCGAUGGAUUGAUCGAGAGUGAAACGGCGCUCGAGUUUUUGGGAAUGCCCAAGGGGAGUCGGUUCAAGGACGGCACCGUGUUGGUGCCCGCACAGAUGGCCAAGAGCUGGUUGUUUUUGGCUCAACAGCAUCGGUCUGGGUGGACGUUCGAGAUGGAUUUGCGACCCGCUAGGGAGCAUUGGUAG
Kalmanozyma brasiliensis GHG001 is the source of this 903-nucleotide messenger RNA. RefSeq names its product Short-chain dehydrogenase/reductase SDR. NCBI's taxonomy places the organism in Eukaryota, Fungi, Basidiomycota, Ustilaginomycetes, Ustilaginales. The record is from RefSeq and is a predicted model, not a curated record. The coding region runs from base 1 to 903 and encodes 300 amino acids. The transcript has a single exon.